AUGAAAUACACGACAGGUGACAUUUACGAAGGUUAUUUUAAGGAUGGCAACCCACACGGACAUGGUAUUAAAAAGCAAGGAGAUUUUACUUCGUCAUCAGCGACCAUUUAUACGGGGGAGUGGGUCAAUGGGGUCAAGCAAGGUUAUGGAGUCAUGGAUGAUAUUGGAAAAGGGGAGAAGUACUUAGGAAAUUGGAGCGAUAAUAAGAAACAUGGGUGCGGUUUGAUCGUUACCUUGGAUGGGAUUUAUUAUGAAGGUCUUUUCAUGCAGGAUGUGUUGACGGGUCACGGAGUCAUGGUAUUUGAAGAUGGAACGCACUACGAAGGCGAGUUUCGAUCAGCUGGCGUGUUCUCAGGCAAGGGAAUACUAACCUUCUCCAGUGGAGAUAAGAUCGAAGGUAGCUUGAGCGGCGCGUGGACUGAAGGCGUCAAGAUUUCAAACGCUACCAUGCAACUGAAUGUUUCGAACCCAGUGUUGCCAAUGAAUUCUAAACCUAAUUCAUUCGGAAAACUAAGUGUAGCUCCUAACCAAAAGUGGAAUGCCCUCUUUCGUCAAUGCUUCCAAUGUCUUGGUGUCUCAGAAUCCAUUCUGACCCCAACCGGUAACCAUUUUGCAAAUGGCCCCUCCGGUCCAUCCAUAGACAACGUCAAAAUCUGGCAGAAUGUCGCCGUCGCCAUAUCCUGUUCGCAUAAAGAAAGAAACAAAAUGUCUAUGAAGAAGAAAAGUAAUGAUUUAGAGAAGUCUGUGGACUGUUUGGAAGUUAUUCCGCAGUUUGGACAGAAAACACUUAAUUUGGAAAGUUAUACGGAGUUGCAGCAAUAUUUGUAUAAUGCCUGCGAAUCAACCCACCAUCCACUAGGUCAGCUCGUCCUCGGUCUAACAAACGCCUUCAACACCACAUACGGAGGAGUUCGAGUCCACCCCUUACUCCUGAGUCAUGCUGUAAAGGAACUCAAGAGUAUAACGGCUCGACUGUACCAGGUCGUAAGGCUCCUGUUCCCUGCCUUACCUCCUGAAGGUUCUGAUGCUGUUCUGCCUUAUAAGAAGAGGGAGGAUGGUCAGGAAGAACAUGCUGACAGUAAUCCUAUUGAUGGCGAGGUGGUGUCGGCGGCGUCCCUGCUGCAGCCAGCGCUGCUGCCGCGCGCGCACCCCGCGCUGUUCGUGCUGUACGCGCUGCACAACAAGAGGGAGGACGACCUCUACUGGAGGCGACUACUCAAGUGGAACAGGCAGCCUGAUCUCACGCUCAUGGCGUUCUUGGGAAUUGAUCCAAAAUUCUGGGUAGGCUACACCUGUCCCAACAACCAGUUGUCCCCCACGUCGCCACUCAAAGAGCAACUGUUCCAAGAAGCAGUGGAGACGCUGCAACAACUCAAAACCACCUUCUCACCGAUUGAGAAGCUUCUCGUUAUCAGGAGCACCUUCCAGAAGAUGACUAUUGCUGUACAACAGGAGUUGGGUUCAAACUACCUCUGGAGUAUGGAUGAGUUGUUCCCAGUGUUUCACUUCGUGGUAGUGAGAGCUCGGAUCCUACAGCUCGGCUCCGAGAUACAUUUCAUUGAAGACUUCCUCGAGCCGGCCAUGCAACACGGAGAGUUGGGACUCAUGUUCACCACUCUUAAGGCAUGUUACUUCCAAAUACUACAAGAGAAGAUGUCGAUCAACUAA
Spodoptera littoralis (African cotton leafworm) is the source of this 1668-nucleotide messenger RNA. The record is from the annotation of a GenBank genome assembly. Lineage: Eukaryota; Metazoa; Arthropoda; Insecta; Lepidoptera; Noctuidae.